CAUCGACCACCUCGACGCGCUGUCUCUUAGAGCCAGCGGACGGCCUCCCUCCUACUAGCUCUUCCUCUUGUCCGGGAUUGGUAGGAAAGACAUGUCUGGCGUGGCGUCACGCUUCAAAGCGACCUCUAGUCGUGUUCACCUGUUCAACUUGUCUCCCGCGCCCGGCUCGCAGUCAACGCAAAAACGACUUGGUCGUGGUCGUAGUUCGGGUCUUGGUAAGACAUCCGGCCGUGGUCACAAGGGUCAGAAGGCUCGUGCGGGGAAUGGGAAGCCGAAGGCUGGCUUUGAGGGUGGUCAGACAACUAUUGUGAAGCGUUUCCCCAAGACGGGUUUCGUGAAUCAGAACCAGAAGACCUAUGCGCCGGUGAACCUGGAUCGCAUACAACAUUGGAUUGACACGGGCCGCCUGACUUCGUCUCCGGACAAGCCUAUCACUGCGCGAGAAUUGUUGCUGAGUGGGUGCAUUCAUCAGGUGCACGAUGGCAUCAAAUUGUUGGGCAAUGGUGCCCAGCACCUGAAGUCUGCCAUCCACAUCACCCCUGCACGCGCUUCGCAAAGUGCCAUUCGUGCAGUCGAGAAGACCGGCGGGAGCGUGUUCUGCAAGUACUACAAUGAGCUUGCACUCCGCGACUCUGUCAAGGGCAACACGGAGCAUAUCCAGGCCGCCCCUACGCGCAAGAACGACAUUCUAUGGUACACCUCUUGGCGAAAUCGGGGAUACCUGUCACCCACCGCACUGAACAAGAUGCCAGUGGUGGAAGAGCGCUGGCGGUCGCUCUCGAAGCAGCUCCUUGCCUUCAAGUCUCAGGAUUACGACAAGGCGAAGUAGAUGUCUAUCAUAAUAGUAAUUCAGUGACGUCUCUGUCACCGUGCGAUUGAC
Molecule: messenger RNA, 880 nt
Organism: Dichomitus squalens LYAD-421 SS1
Lineage: Eukaryota; Fungi; Basidiomycota; Agaricomycetes; Polyporales; Polyporaceae
Product: ribosomal protein L15
Exons: 5
Coding region: 92-829 (245 amino acids)
Biological process (GO): translation
Cellular component (GO): mitochondrial large ribosomal subunit
Molecular function (GO): structural constituent of ribosome
Source: RefSeq, a predicted model, not a curated record